ACAAGAACAGACUCCUGACUCCCUCUCCCCUCUCUCUCUCUCUCUCUCUCUCUGAAACUAUACAUCAUUUUCUGUUUCAUCGAAAUUAACAAAAGGUUAUGAAUGUGUCCUCGGCCGUGAUAAAUGUACUACUAAAGUGGCAUCAAAACAGAAAUAAAGAACCCGAGAAAAAGCAAAAGCAAGUCAUAGCAGUAAUAGUAGUAGGCAGCAAUUAGCAAGCAAUCCUUUAUUGAACACUUUUUCAGAGCCGGAGAGGGGGAAAACAUCUAAACAGAGCGAGACAGAGAGAGAAACAAAAGGGAGAACAAAGUGCUCGACCUCUCUCACGAGAAUUUACCAGGCUUGAGCGGACAGAAAAGCUCUUCAAUUCUCUGCUCGGAAAACAGCCCAGAUCCAGAUUCAUCCAUACGGAUUAGUAUUCCUUCACUGGUUGUUUUGCUGCAAGAGCUUCAUGUAACAAUACAUGCUGUGAUCCAAAAUGCAAAAAAAUUCUGAAAAAACAGUUCUUUCAGGGCCAACUUCUGUAAGAUCGUAUACGGGCCGAUAUUAUGAGCAACAUUCGGAAGAUUGUGACUCCUCAACACCUGUAAAAACCUGGAAAGGAAAGAACUCUUUGGAGGAUGGGGAAGAACUUAUGCUUGACGUCAUAUCAUUUAAGGGCAGUGGUGACUCAACUGAUGAAAGUGGCCCUAUUUCUUUCUCUGGGGCAAGUCAUCCCCCAGAACCUGUUGAUACUGCUCUUAUGAGACCAGUUUGUGUGUCUAUUGGUCAAAGCAAAUCAGAGGGUAAGUGCUUGGUGAAGAGCCUUUCUAUGAAGGGUCCUUUUCUAGAAGAUCUUUCGAUUCGUGUUCCUGGCUUCAAAGCAAGCCCGUAUAUUCUUUCACCUUCAGAGAGCUUGGUUGAUGAACCAAAUGAUUUGGGUGCAGUGACUUCAUCACCUUCAGUUCAUCGUCCAUCACAAAAUACAGAAACCAAUCUCCUUCCCCCAGUUUCAGAGGAAAAGGAAUGUGUAUGGGAUGCUUCUUUGCCUCCCAGUGGCAAUGUAAGUCCGCAAAGCAGCAUUGCUAGUAGUGGAGUUGCCACAGCUAUGAGCAUUGUCAAUAGCUGCAGUACGUAUGGGAGCGAUUGGGUUAUGAGCGAUGGCAUGCUUAGUGUGGACAGGAACUGUGGAAGUACAAAAGGGAGUGCGCAGGGAGAUUCCUUGGAGAGUUCAAAAACUAGCAUUAGUCGCGCAAGUGAUAGCAGUGGACUUAGUGAUGACAGUAAUUGGAGUAACCUUACUGGGAGUGCCAAUAAGCCUCACAAAGGAAAUGAUCCCAGAUGGAAGGCUAUUCUAGCCAUUCGAGCACGAGAUGGAAUUUUGGGCAUGAGUCAGUUUAGGUUACUCAAGCGGCUUGGUUGUGGUGACAUUGGUAGUGUGUACCUCUCUGAAUUAAGUGGGACCCGCUGUUACUUUGCGAUGAAAGUGAUGGACAAGGAAUCUCUCGCAAGCAGGAAGAAGUUGGCCAGAGCUCAGACGGAAAGAGAGAUUUUGCAGCUGCUGGAUCAUCCAUUCCUGCCCACUUUAUACACUCAUUUUGAGACAGACAGAUUCUCAUGUUUAGUGAUGGAAUAUUGUCCAGGGGGCGAUCUGCAUACACUGAGGCAACGGCAACCUGGGAAACAUUUUUCAGAGUAUGCAGCACGGUUUUAUGCGGCAGAGGUUCUGUUGGCGCUCGAGUAUCUCCAUAUGCUGGGAGUUGUUUACAGGGACCUGAAACCCGAAAAUGUCCUAGUACGUGAUGACGGCCACAUAAUGCUCUCAGACUUUGACCUCUCCCUUAGAUGUGCAGUUUUUCCUACCCUCAUCAAAACCUCCUCAUAUGAUUCUGACCCAUCCAAACGCGCUUUCUGCGUUCAACCGUCUUGCAUUGAGCCUACAUCAUCAUCAGCAUGCAUCCAGCCCACAUGCUUCCUUCCCCGAAUCUUCCCCCAAAUAGCCAAGAGCAAAACCCGAAAGGCCAGACCCGAGCCCGGAUCCCCAGCAACUGCGCCACUAGAGCUCGUUGCUGAGCCCACCGCAGCACGCUCAAUGUCAUUUGUUGGGACCCACGAGUACUUAGCCCCAGAAAUCAUCAAAGGAGAAGGCCAUGGCAGCGCGGUGGAUUGGUGGACGUUUGGGAUUUUCUUGCACGAGCUUCUAUACGGUAAAACACCGUUCAAGGGAACAGGAAACCGUGCCACGCUUUUCAACGUGGUGGGCCAGCAGCUUAAGUUUCCUGACUCACCGGCGACAAAUUACGCAAGUCGGGAUCUUAUUAGGGGACUGCUAGUGAAGGAACCACAACAGCGGCUGGGAGUGAAGCGGGGAGCUACUGAAAUCAAACAGCAUCCGUUUUUCGAAGGAGUGAAUUGGGCUCUGAUCAGGUGCAGCACUCCGCCGGAGAUACCAGGACCCGUGGAGUGUGAGUUGAACGGGAAGUUUGCAGCGGUUGACCCGGUUGGUGUUGGGAGCAAGAGUAAGAGGAUUGUGGGGACGGAGGUGAAGUCUGGAGGUAAUUUUCUGGACUUUGAGUUCUUCUAGGCUCAUCAGCCUUGCAGGGUUUCUAUAGAAUUCAAGUGUUGUGUUGUUUUAGUAUCAUUAGGUGAUUAGGUAAAUCCCAGUGGAGCUUCUUUUCCAUGACCAUAUUGGCUAAUGCAAUUUGAACCAAUUAGCUUAUAAAGGAAAAUUAUGGUUGCAACUUGGAAAUCAUUGCCAAAUUUCUCAGCUUCUGAUGGGAGUUAAAUAGAAUACGGGAAAAAUAUCUGAUGGAUUGCAAACCCCAGGUGUCUGAGGAAAAAACUCGUGCCCCUUGAAUUGGGUUCCUGAUAUUGAAUGAAUUUUAAGAACAAA
Molecule: messenger RNA, 2872 nt
Organism: Rhododendron vialii
Lineage: Eukaryota; Viridiplantae; Streptophyta; Magnoliopsida; Ericales; Ericaceae
Product: serine/threonine-protein kinase D6PKL2-like
Exons: 3
Coding region: 479-2563 (694 amino acids)
Biological process (GO): protein phosphorylation
Cellular component (GO): plasma membrane; nucleus; cytoplasm
Molecular function (GO): protein serine/threonine kinase activity; ATP binding
Source: RefSeq, a predicted model, not a curated record